Messenger RNA from Rhizopus microsporus ATCC 52813, 549 nucleotides. RefSeq lists its product as uncharacterized. The coding region runs from base 1 to 549 and encodes 182 amino acids. The record is from RefSeq and is a predicted model, not a curated record. Lineage: Eukaryota; Fungi; Mucoromycota; Mucoromycetes; Mucorales; Rhizopodaceae. The transcript has 4 exons.
AUGGCUAAAUUCUAUUGGGCCCCAAAUGGCCAUUCAAGAAAGCGAAAAAACACGAAGAGGACCAGAAAAAAAAAGGAAAGUCUGCGGUUGUCCAAGAGGAACUCACACGCACCUCCUAUCCCACAAUUCGAAAGUAUAAUCCAAGCAUUAUUCGUAUCUUACAAGAGGAAGAACAAAAACCGUUUUAAAGAUCUUCGACAGAGUGUCUCCAACAAAAUUUAUAGACAAUUAAAGCACAGAGAGGGGCUUAGAGAGUUGUUACUUUUCGAUACCAAUGAAUACAAAACCUCCAAGGCCUGCAACUUUUGCUCAAAUCAACGCCUACAGAACCUAAAGCGUGAAGAAGGCGAUGAUUCCAAAAAGAUCCAUCAAGUAUUGAAGUGCAACACUUGCAAUAUUUUUUGGAAUCGCGAUGUAAUGGCCUUCAGGAACAUACUCCUCAUUGCUCGUUCUACCUGGAAUGGUCAAGAUCGAUCAAAUGUCUUCAAAAGACAACUUGUCACCUCCAAUGUGAUUGCCUCGUCCCAUUCCGGUGGGGCGUUGACUUAA